GCUGGGAGCGGCCGCACCUGCCCGGCCGGCACUCGGCGCUGCAGCGCGCACGGAGCGAAGCGAAGCGACCCUCGGCCCGCACCGACUUGCCGCCUCCUGCCCCAUGGGGCCGCCGCGGGGCCGCCUGCCCGGGCUCUGCCUCCUGCUGCUGCUGCAGGCUGGCCGGUGGUUUUGUGAAGAGGUGUCGCAGUGCCAGCCAGGUUUCGGCUCGGAGAGCUACACCUUCCCUGUCUCCCAGCGGGAUCUGGAAACUGGCCGAGUGCUGGGCAAAGUGAGCUUCGAGGGCUGCGCAGGAAGGAACCGGACGGCAUACCUGUCAGAUGACACGCACUUCAAAGUGCACACGGAUGGAGUCGUCUCAGUCAAACGUCGCCUCCAUCUCCACGGGCACAAAAAGAGCUUCUUCAUCCAUGCCUGGGACUCUGCCAGCAAGAAGCACUCUGCCAAGGUUACCGUGAAGAGAGAGGGGCACGGGCACCACCACCACCAGCACAUGGACUCCCCCGCCAAUGCUCAGGCAGACAUACUCAUCUUCCCAGAGUCCCGCCCUGGCCGGAAGAGGCAGAAGAGAGACUGGGUCAUCCCUCCAAUCAACUGCCCUGAGAAUGAGAGGGGGCCCUUCCCUAAGUCGCUGGUUCAGAUAAAAUCCAACAGGGACAAAGAGAUCCAGGUUUUCUACAGCAUCACGGGGCAGGGCGCAGACACCCCCCCUGUGGGCGUCUUCAUCAUCGAAAGGGAGACGGGGUGGCUGAAGGUGACACAGCCGCUGGACAGAGAGGACAUCAGCCACUACACGCUCUAUUCCCACGCUGUGUCUGCGAAUGGGCAGCCCGUGGAGGACCCCAUGGAGAUCAUCAUCACCGUGAGCGACCAGAACGACAACAAACCCCAGUUCACCCAGAGCGUCUUCACAGGCUCCGUAGGAGAAGGAGCCAAGCCAGGUACCUCCGUGAUGCAAGUGACAGCCACAGAUGCAGACGACAGUGUAAACACCUACAAUGGGGUCAUUGCUUACUCCAUCCUGCAGCAGAUACCAGAACAACCCCACAGAGGGAUGUUCGCCAUCAACAAUGAGACUGGCGUCAUCGGUGUGAUCGGAACUGGGCUGGACAGAGAGACGACCCCCAACUACACGCUGAUUGUCCAGGCUGCCGACUUAGAAGGCAGAGGCUUUACUACCUCAGCUACAGCAAUGAUUGAAGUCAUAGACACCAACGAUAAUGCUCCAGUGUUCGAUCCACUCACGUACCAAGCCACGGUGCCUGAGAACGAAGUGGGGGUGCUGGUUGACAGGCUGCAUGUGACGGACAGGGACAAGCGGGGCUCUCCGGCCUGGCAGGCGAGGUAUGAGAUCGUGAAAGGGAACGAAGAGGGCUUUUUCACCAUAACCACCGACCCCACCAACAACGACGGGAUCCUGAAAACUGCCCAGGGCCUGGAUUUUGAGGUGCAAAAGCAGUUCAUCCUCCACGUUGCUGCAACAAACGACGUUGAUUUCUCAGUGCCUCUCCCGACUUCCACAGCCACCGUCACUGUGAACGUUGAGGAUGUGAACGAAGCCCCAGUCUUUGAUCCGCCUAUCAAAAGCGCAGCGGUCUCAGAGGACUUGCCUGUGGGACAGCAAGUCACCUCCUACACGGCCCGGGACCCAGAUAAGAGCCAGAUGCAGAAAAUCACGUACAGCAUGGGGAGUGACCCUGGAGAGUGGCUGGCUAUUGACGCCCAAAAUGGCAUCAUCACCGCAAAACACCCUCUGGACAGGGAGUCGAGCUUCGUAGUCAACAACAUCUACAAGGCCAUAGUCCUGGCUGUCGACUCAGGGACGCCAUCGGCCACGGGCACGGGGACCUUGCUGCUGACCCUCGAGGAUGUGAAUGACAACGGGCCAGUGCCAGAUCCGCGGGAAUUUUACAUCUGCAAUCAGAACCCAAUGGUCCAGUUGUUAAAUAUUGUGGACCUGGACCUUCCCCCGAACACCGGCCCCUUCAAGGUGGACCUGCUGCACGGCUCCGGCUCCAACUGGACAGCAACUAUGAACGCCCAGGGAGACAGCCUGACCUUAAAGCUUACCAAAUACCUGGAGCCAGGAGAAUACAGCAUCAUCCUGCAGCUGGUGGACAACCAGGGUAAAGCCCAGGUGACAACUGUCAAAGCCAGUGUGUGCGACUGUGACGGGGAAGCCAGGAACUGCGAGAAGAGAGCAGCCAUCGCCGGCGGCCUGGGGAUCCCGGCCAUCCUGGGGAUUCUGGGUGGAAUCCUUGCCUUGCUGAUCCUGCUGCUGCUGCUGCUGCUCUUCGUGCGGCGGAGGAAGGUGGUGAAGGAGCCCUUGCUGCUCCCCGAGGACGACACCCGGGACAACGUCUAUCACUACGACGAGGAGGGCGGUGGGGAGGAAGACCAGGACUACGACCUGAGCCAGCUGCACCGCGGCCUGGAUGCGCGGCCUGAGGUCACCCGCAACGACGUCGUCCCGACUCUCAUGCCAGCCCCGCAGUACCGGCCACGCCCCACCAACCCUGACGAGAUCGGCAACUUCAUCGAUGAGAACCUGAAGGCGGCCGACACUGACCCCACCGCCCCGCCGUACGACUCCCUGCUGGUGUUUGACUACGAGGGCAGCGGCUCCGAGGCAGCCUCGCUCAGCUCCCUCAACUCCUCCGCCUCCGACCAGGACCAGGACUACGACUACCUGAACGACUGGGGCGGCCGCUUCAGGAAGCUGGCGGACAUGUACGGCGGGGGCGAGGAUGAGGAGUAGGUGCCGCCUGUGUGUUCGGGCUGCAGCCGGGCGACAUGUGUGAGAAAUGUCGCUGUGGCCCGUUCAACACAGACCAGCAAGGUCGCUGCUCUUCCCGAGUGGGCUGGAUGGCUGAAAUUCCCUUUCCUUAGCAGACAAUAGCACUACAUAAAUCUGUCGUCCUCGCAGUCCUGGCUCAGUUUCUUCAGCCCCGGUCGUUCAGCCAUGGAUAGCCAGUGCUUUCCAGGUUAAUGGGGGUGGGGGGGAUUCUGUUUCAGAUUUCGGUCAACCAAGGGCCUUGGUGGCAGCCUGCCCGGAGUGCGAGGCUUCUCCCCAGAACACACUGCACUUUGACAGCUUCGCUGUAGGGGCUGCAGGUCCCAUUGUGCUCAAGGCGGAGCAACGCACACUGGGAUCGACAGCCUCCACAGACUGACGGUUUCUAGGAGAGGGCAGACCUGGGCUGCUCUCUAGAAGCAGAGGCCACAGCCCAGUUCUGUUUCCUCUCGUGCGGCUGGGGAGAUCCUGGCUGCUGUUACUUCCCCCAGACAGCCAGGCCCUUCCACUUCCCUGUGCCCACGUGGGUGAGCACUCACAUGCACCUGCAAAAUGGCCUAGUCUUGCUGCUUUGCGGCACACUGGGCAAGGGGUGCCCGGAGAAUGCACUCACGCCAGUCUGGUGCUGUGCAGCAAUGUCUUCACCUGCCCUGCAUUUCUUGCUGCAAGCCUCCCAGGACAGGGGCCUGCUAACUUCUGGGGGCUCCUAUCUUCCAGCGGUGUUAUUAAAAGGUACCCGUUUCCCCGGUGCUCUCAGAAUACCUCAUUCUGAAUACAGGAAGCCUAGUGGGAAACUCCCCUCCACCAGCGUGUGGGAUUUGUUCACGUUUUCACGCCUCCCAUUGUGUGGCUCGGUGCUGCGUGUGCCCACGGAGUGGGUGUGUUCUACAAAGUAGAUUCUGAAGAGCAAGCGUGAAGUAGCCUUUCUCAGUAAUUGUGGUGACCCGCUACCGCUGGGCCAGUCUGGAACACAGCCAAAUUGCAGGGGACUUUGCCAGAGAUAUUUUUUAUUGAAUUUUCAGAUGCCACUUAUUUUUUAUUAUUAUUGUUACCCUUAAACAAGAGCUGCACUUUGAUACGUUUAGCACUGUGCCAACCCAAAGACCAAAGAUGAGGGUAGCCCUCUUACUAAGCAAUCAGUCAUGGGAGAUAUGGGGGCGAGCCCCCAGGAAAUCCUCAGGGAACGGACAGCAGAUUCACACCCUUUCCUGGAAAGGAACCCCAGGACUCACUUCGGGAGCUCUGCUGGCAAGUGCCCAAAUACCUUUGUAUGCUGGUUUUAAUGAAUCCAGCUCGUCCCUGUCCGUGCGUUCAUGUGCUCCGAAAGUAGUGAUAAUUUGUGUCUGUGCGCUGCAGUAGUGACUUUCCAUUUCUCUAAAUAGAGUUCAGUCUUCCCCGCCCCCUAUACUUUGUCAUGCACUCCUUACCCCUCCCAAAAAACUGGCUUAUAAACCAACUCUUAAGUCUGUCCUCUGCCGACUGGAGGUGUGACUCUGAGGAAGUGUCACAGGACGUUAGUGCCUAGUACACUUGGGGCUCUGUAUAAAUAAAUGCAACGUCUAAAGCCUGACUGUCAGCCAGUUUGAGGCUGUAUUUUUGUAUAAAGUUCAUUCAUAUUUCUGAAUAGGGGGGAGAGGAUCUAUAAAAUUACCAGCCAAUACCAUGCCAUGUUCUUUUCACAUAGUAUUUAGCAGGAUGUCUUAUUUGAUUUAAUAGCUAUAGGCUGAUUUAUAUUUUUCCAUUGUGACUACUUCCUUCGGUGCGUUGUCUAAUCUCUAAUGUAUGCAGUGUAAUUACUGUGCAAUGGAGCUUUAAAAAAACCCAAAUGGCUUUAUGCCUGCCUUGGUACUUGUACCUUUCUGUGACGGGAAUGGUGGGAUCCAAAGGAAGCUCAGAGAACAGCAAUAGCUUUGUGUUAAUCUGACGUUUUUAUAACAUUUUAAUAAAUUUGUUUUUAAAAAAUACUUUUCUCUUUGAAUGUUAAGGCUAAAAAUCUCUGCACGGGUUUUGCUGCCCUUAGCUCAUUGAGCAUAUCCUCUAGUUCAGUGCUUCUCAAACUUUUUUUCCACCGACCACUUGAAAAUUGCUGAGGGUCUCGGCAGACCAUUAAUGAUCUUUCCAAAUAUUGUUUGUACUGUGAGCUAACGAUU
Messenger RNA from Mauremys reevesii (Reeves's turtle), 4944 nucleotides. RefSeq names its product B-cadherin-like. Gene Ontology annotation, cellular component: plasma membrane; adherens junction; catenin complex. Gene Ontology annotation, molecular function: calcium ion binding; cadherin binding. NCBI's taxonomy places the organism in Eukaryota, Metazoa, Chordata, Testudines, Geoemydidae. Bases 104 to 2758 code for a protein of 884 amino acids. Gene Ontology annotation, biological process: calcium-dependent cell-cell adhesion; adherens junction organization; cell-cell junction assembly. The transcript is spliced from 16 exons. The record is from RefSeq and is a predicted model, not a curated record.